UUGUUAGUGUGUUAGUGGAGCGUUUCGGGAAAGAGUGGGUAGACUGUCGCCAUUCGUCUUUCGACAUUUUUUUAUUGGAAAUACAAUUCGACAAUAAAUUCUUAGAAUGCACAUGCGAAUCCUAAUAAGUUUAUUUGGCAGUAGUUGAAUAAUCAUUGUUUGCGUUAUGUUAAUAGUUUGAGAGGGACUUUUUUCUGUGUCUGUUUCUUUAUUAUAUAAGUUAAGUGUGAUUGCAGAUACGGAUUUUCAGGUGUUGGUUAAUUAAGGGUCAACAUGGCUGAUGAGAAAAUACAAUUCGAUUGGGGCAAUGAGAAACUUCAAAGGGCCCAGAAGACCGUCGACGAGACGCCCUACGACUUGGAAGCCUGGAGUAUUCUCAUCAGAGAGGCGCAAAACAGACCAAUCCCAGAAGUGAGACCAGUAUUCGAGAAACUCGUCACAGUAUUUCCAUCAGCCGGACGAUAUUGGAAGAUUUAUAUUGAGCAAGAGAUGAAAAUGCGCAACUUUGAAAAAGUGGAGAAGCUUUUCCAAAGGUGCCUCAUGAAAAUCUUGAAUAUUGAAUUGUGGAAAUUGUAUCUGUCGUACGUUAAAGAAACUAAGUCCAGCUUGGCAACGUACAAGGAGAAAAUGGCACAGGCGUAUGAUUUUGCAUUGGAUAAAAUUGGAAUGGAUAUUCACUCGUACAGUAUUUGGAAUGAUUAUGUAUCGUUUUUGAAGAGUGUGGAGGCGGUUGGAUCUUAUGCUGAGAAUCAGAAAAUUAGUGCUGUACGAAAGGUAUAUCAACGUGGCGUCAUCAACCCUAUGAUAAACAUGGAGCAACUGUGGAAGGACUACAUGUCAUUCGAGCAAAAUAUCAAUCCUAUAAUUGCCGAAAAAAUGGCAAUCGAGAGAUCUCGCGAUUAUAUGAAUGCGAGACGCGUUGCAAAAGAGUUGGAGGCAGUCACAAGAGGUUUGAAUAGAAGUGCACCCAGUGUUCCACCUACUGGUCAUCCUGAAGAAAUUAAACAAGUGGAACUCUGGAAAAAAUAUAUCGCCUGGGAACGUGGCAAUCCCCUUCGCACCGAAGACACGUCCCUAGUUGCAAAAAGAGUCAUGUUCGCGAUAGAACAGUGUCUCCUGUGCCUCGGGCAUCAUCCAGCUGUUUGGCACCAGGCAGCCCACUUCCUCGAGCUCUCUUCGAAAAUCCUCACCGAAAAGGGAGACGUGAAUGCAGCUAAAAAUCUAAGUGACGAAGCAGCCACUAUGUUCGAACGUGCUACGAGCACUUUAUUAUCGAAGAAUAUGCUUCUCUAUUUUGCUCACGCUGACUUCGAGGAAGGACGAGUGAAGUAUGAGAAAGUCCAUCAGAUCUAUCAGAAGUUCCUGGAUAUAACAGACAUUGAUCCCACAUUGGCAUAUGUUCAGUACAUGAAAUUCGCGAGGAGAGCAGAGGGAAUAAAAUCAGCUAGAACAGUCUUCAAACGUGCUCGUGAGGACAUUCGUUGCAGACAUCAGGUUUAUGUAGCAGCUGCACUGAUGGAGUACUACUGCACCAAAGACAAAAAUAUUGCCUUUCGAAUUUUCGAACUGGGAUUGAAAAAAUUCGCCGACAAUCCUGAGUAUAUUCUCUGCUACAUUGAUUACUUGUCACAUUUGAAUGAGGAUAACAACACGAGAGUGUUGUUUGAACGUGUGCUGUCUUCGGGGAGUUUGGAACCUGAGAAAUCAGUGGACAUUUGGAAUAGAUUUUUGGAAUUCGAAUCUAACAUUGGGGAUUUGGCGAGUAUAGUAAAAGUGGAAAAACGAAGAAGUGCAGUUUUAGAAAAGAUAAAAGAGUUCGAGGGAAAGGAAACUGCUCAACUCGUCGACAGAUACAAAUUUCUAGAUUUGUAUCCCUGUUCAGCAGUGGAAUUGAAAUCCAUAGGAUAUAUUGAUGUUUCUAAUAUUGGAAGGAAUAAUCCAGGGGUAUCGCCACGUAAUCAAGACACAGAGGAGGUGAUAGCAGCAUUGCCAAGGCCUGAUCUAUCGCAGAUGAUACCAUUCAAACCGAAAGUCAAUCCUCUACCAGGAGAGCAUCCGGUUCCAGGGGGUUCCUUUCCACUGCCACCUGCUGCUGCACAAUUGUGUACUAUGUUACCACCUCCAGGAUGCUUCAGAGGUCCUUUCGUUGCCGUUGAUUUACUCAUGGAUGUGUUCAGCAGGAUACAACUGCCUGAUCAUGCUCCUCUACCUGUUGCUGACAACGGCUGCGACACGAAGCUCUUCGAUCUCGCUAAAUCCGUUCACUGGAUAGUGGACGAGAGUAAUGAUGGCUCACCAAUUGGCUCGAAACGACGAAGAACUCGUCUCGGUGGUGAGGACAGUGAGGAUGAGGAUCUUCCACCCCCACCUGUCAACGAUAUCUACAGACAAAGGCAGCAGAAGCGGGUGAAGUAAUUCCAUGGAUUUCGUUCCACUCGAUUACUGAUAUUCGAUUAUUUCAAGUGGCUAACGAUAUCUGCUGUCACGCCCUGAGAAAAAUAUCGAUCGUCAUGGAAUUUUGGGGACAAUUGUACGUUAAUUACACUGAUGAUUGAGUCCUAUGCACUCAAAGCAUUUAUCGAACACAAUUACAAUUAUUUUUUUUUCUAACAGAGAAAGUAGAAUGAAGAAAAGAAAUUUUAUUCAAUAGCAAAGGGAUCAUUUUAUCAACGUCAAGAUAAAUAACAUUCCUUGACAGCUCAACCGGCUAUGAUUUGUCGGAAAAAUUAAUGAUUAUUCAUAAUACAUUGGUGAUUAUGUCUGGCAAUUUCUCAAAUGAAUGGACAGUCCUGCACAUCACGAAAAAAAUUAUUCUUAUGAUUUUGUGAAUUCGUAAAUUCCAUAUAAAUAUUCCCAUUCUCUAGAUCUUCAGACCAAUAUUGUUGUAUAUAUUAAUAGAACUUGUGAAUGAGAUUGUAUUAUCCAUUGAAGUCUAUACUCCCCAUUAAUUGAAUAAAAUGAUUUUUGAAAGAUU
Diachasmimorpha longicaudata is the source of this 2974-nucleotide messenger RNA. It is a transcript of the gene su(f), whose product is annotated as protein suppressor of forked. The transcript has 12 exons. Gene Ontology annotation, biological process: mRNA 3'-end processing. The coding region runs from base 274 to 2415 and encodes 713 amino acids. Gene Ontology annotation, molecular function: protein binding; mRNA binding. NCBI's taxonomy places the organism in Eukaryota, Metazoa, Arthropoda, Insecta, Hymenoptera, Braconidae. Gene Ontology annotation, cellular component: nucleus. The record is from RefSeq and is a predicted model, not a curated record.